Phoenix dactylifera (date palm) is the source of this 713-nucleotide messenger RNA. NCBI's taxonomy places the organism in Eukaryota, Viridiplantae, Streptophyta, Magnoliopsida, Arecales, Arecaceae. The record is from RefSeq and is a predicted model, not a curated record.
AUGCAAGCUCAACAAUGGCAUUGCUACGAUUUUUUCGCGACAUGCAAGCUCAACAAUGAUGAGGUGCUCAUGGCUAAUUGGAAGGAUGUGGAUCAGAUCUUUGUUGUUGAUAUUGUAUGCUUAGCAAAUGAGAGGGCCAGCCCGGAGCCGGAAGAGACCGUCGUCAUCGUCGUCGUCGUCGGCUACGGUUCGGUGUCGGCUCGUCAUCGUCGUCGUCGUCGGCUCGUCGUCAUCGGCUCGUCGAGUGCAGAGGCGAGACGAGAGCGGGGGAGGCUCGUCGGUGGUGGUUUUCGAGAGUGCUGUGGGAAAGCUCUUGUUUUGAUUCUAGAGCAUGCUGAAGUUGAUGUUGUUUUUGUCCAAGAUAAGAACAUGAAAGAAAUUCUAUCUGCCGAUUGCAAAUCUGCUCAGCGACUGAAAUCGAUUGUUUCAUUUGCUUCAACAACAAGGGAACAGAUUGAUGCUGCCACUAACUCUGGAGUGAAAGUGCAUUCCUGGAAUGAAUUCCUCCAGAUGGUUAGUCUCUUGAGAUUUUGUCUACACAUAUUAACUAUAUCUAGCAAUCAAGAAAUCAUCUUGGUGGCCCUUCUUACUACCAAAACUGAGAGAAAGUUACUGUAAAGCUUCCUAACAUCUUGGUUAGUCUCUUUAUCCUUUUUGAUGCAGCAUUGUAGGCAUGCCUUCUUUUUCUUAUAUUAUAGGUUGUUUUGCUUGUU